Molecule: messenger RNA, 1685 nt
Organism: Phaeodactylum tricornutum CCAP 1055/1
Lineage: Eukaryota; Bacillariophyta; Bacillariophyceae; Surirellales; Neidiaceae
Exons: 3
Coding region: 3-1685 (560 amino acids)
Molecular function (GO): Hsp90 protein binding
Source: RefSeq, a predicted model, not a curated record
CUAUGGUGCAUAUUGAAGAAGUGAAAAACGUUCCUACUGGCAUUCAACCCGAAGCGAAGGAAAUCUCUAAGAAAGAAGCGUCCAAUGUUGAAAAGUACAACGAUCUCUUGUCGACCAUGCAGAAAACAAAGGAGAAAUGGGACGAAGAAGAUGGUGUAGAAGACGAACAAGAUGCGCUAUUAUCACAGGCUAUUGAGUUCGCCAUCGAGCAAGGAAGAGGAUGGGCUCCUGGCGAAAAAGAUGCUUAUCUGGAAAAGAUAUUGGACGACGAUUUCAUUCCCCCCAUGUUUUGCUCGACGCCGGAAGAGCUGGAGAAAACGGGCUUACAAGAAGCCUUUACCAGCCUAAUAUAUGACGGAGAGAGCCCAACAAGCUUGAUGCUGAGUUUCAAAAAGAAAGGUAACGAAGCAUUCACCAACGGCAAACGGAACGAGGCCAAAAACAUGCAGUACUAUCGGGACGCAAUCAAUCAUUACUACGAAGCCUUUGCCUGGGCGCAGAAAAUAGAGCCUAUGAUGGCCGGAGAUUUGGCGCAGGCGGAUACAGACGAGCCAACAUACACGGAAGAUGAAUUGGAUGAGCUGCGAUCAAAUAUUUGCAACAACGUGGCUCUGGCGCACACUCAGCUCAAGAACUGGGGCUUUGUGCGCGAUGAAUGUCAGAAGGCAUUAACUUUCAACAACAACAAUGUCAAAGCAUGGUACAGAUUGGCUAAGGCUUACCAAAUGUUGCAACGCUGGGAAGAAGCAGGUGACGCCAUUGAAUCUGGAUUGGCGGUCGACGGCGAAGAAAACAACAAGGAUUUGAGGAAGCUUCAAAAGCUACUAUCUGAUCGCAUCCAAAAAGCUCGUAAAUUUCGACAACAACGUGAACGAAAGAGAGCGGAACGCGUAAUGAAAAUCAAGAAAGUUUGGAAGCACUGCCAAGAAACCGGUGGCAUUAAACUCGGCCGAAUUCCACUCGUGGCCACCGUGACAGAUGCGGAAGAGGAUGACGACGAUCGCGACGAGUCUCGCUGGCAUUUUCAUCUACCACAUACCGGACAGCUGCCCAGCGAAGAGCACGGUGUAUGGGCGUGGCCUUGUAUGUUUUUGUAUCCGUCUCACAAUCAGUCCGACUACGUCAAGCAUUUUGCCGAAAGCGAAAUGUUAGCAUUACGCAUGGCGGAGAUGUUUCCAGAAUUAGAAGACUUAGGCGGUGAGACUCCCAUGCCUUGGGACUACAACAACGAAUUUAGUUGUAGCCAACUAGCUGUCUAUUUUGAGAUUCAAGUGCCGGAUACGGAAGAACGUGUGAUACACCCAGAACACGUUGAAUUGCUGCGCGAUCAGGCUACCACGAUGCGGUUUUACGAGUCCUGCCGUGCGCUACAGGGAGACGAAGGCACGGCAAUGGCGGAAGUAGUACGGGCGGUGGAGCGCAAACAUUUGUACCAGCAACGAAAGGCUUGGACAAAGCGUCACGGCAGUCUGUGGGCGAAGCCCGAUCCAUGUUCGGUCGUGCGCGUGCAUCCAGCCAUGACCUUGCGAGGGGUGUUGACCGAUCAUCGGAUGGUUGUGCCGAACGCUUGGUUGAUCGUUUUUCAGUUUCUGGUAACUUUUGUGAUUUUUCCAGAAAGUCAUCCAGCUCAUGCAGCCUACCUCAAAGAACACGAAUGUGUUGGUCUUUUGGAACCGACAGAAUGA